CGGGGGCGGGCCGGGGAGCGGCGGGAGCGGAGCCCGGUGCGGCGCCGAUGGAUUAUCAAGCUUGACAUCCAAAAGGUGUGAAAAUCCCCCAAUUUGCUCUGGCAGCGUGUGUGCGACCCCUUGCCAAGAAUCCGGGCCACCGCUAUUGGGGAGCAUCGGGGGGAAGGCGGAUCCAGCCUAGGCCAAUGCCAGAGGUGUCUGAAAUUACAUUUGUAGCAGGCAGCAUGAGAGGCUGUGCACCGGUGCCUGGGUCCCGGCGGCCACGAUCGGAGCUCUGCAGGUAGGAGGGUCGUGGAAGCGGGAAGCCCCAGGAGCCUCCUUGGGAGAGAAUGGAGCCAAAUGUCAGCUCUCCCUAGUGAAGACACACUUUCUCUCCUCGGCCCGUGAAGGGAAUCUCAAGUCACGAAGCCACGUCUUUCAAGGUGACGAGCCGCGGGAGUCAACUGGAUCCUCCUAGCAAGAAGUUGACCUUUUCCCCGGUGCCGCUCGGGUAAUGACAGAACCACUGCACACCAGCUUCCAGGACGUGACAUCGUGUGCUUAGUCUAAGUACCCCUGGGCAAGACGGGGUCCCCAGCGGCUUCGGAAGCACGGCGGAGACGGGGGCUCAUCCUUCAGCUCGCUCAACCUAGGCCCUGAUUCGGAAUCCUUGGAUGCCGGCACUAGGGACUGGUCCUGUCUCCUCCUUCUCCAGAGGGAACUAGUCUCGUCUGGUCGGGCUUCCUUUUGCAGCCCCUUCCUAUACCUUUCUGAGGGUCUGCCCCUCCACCCCAGUUGCUCAGAGAAUGUGAACUCUGGAAUGGAGUCCGUUAAACUUUGGGGGUUCAGUUCCUUUCACAGACUGUUUCUCUCAGACAGGACAGUGUGACCAGCCCCAGGUUCGCCCCGGGUCGAACUUCGAAAGGGGGCAGCUGGUCUUGUGGUUCCUCCACCAUGUUCCUGCUCCUGCCUUUUAACAGUCUGGUGGUCAACCUCCUUGGCAUCUCCCUGACGGUCCUGUUUACCCUCCUUCUGGUGUUCAUCAUCGUCCCAGCCAUCUUCGGGGUCUCCUUCGGUAUUCGAAAGCUCUACAUGAAGACAUUAUUAAAAAUCUUUGCGUGGGCUACCCUGAGAAUGGAGAGAGGAGCCAAGGAGAAGAACCAUCCUCUCUACAAACCCUACACCAACGGCAUCAUCGCAAAAGACCCCACUUCUCUAGAAGAUGAGAUCAAGGAAAUCCGCAGAAGCGGGAGCAACAAGUCCCUGGAUAACCCAGAGUUUGAGCUCUCGGACAUUUUCUACUUCUGCCGGAAGGGGAUGGAGACCAUCAUGGACGAUGAAGUGACAAAGAGAUUCUCAGCCGAAGAGCUCGAGUCCUGGAACCUGCUGAGCCGAACCAAUUACAACUUCCAGUACAUUAGCCUGAGGCUCACUGUCUUGUGGGGCUUGGGAGUGCUCAUCCGCUAUUGCUUCCUCUUGCCCCUCAGGAUAGCUCUUGCCUUCACGGGGAUCAGCCUUCUGGUGGUGGGCACAACCAUGGUGGGAUAUUUGCCAAAUGGCAGGUUUAAGGAGUUCCUGAGUAAGCACGUUCACCUGAUGUGCUACCGGAUCUGCGUGCGGGCACUGACAGCCAUCAUCACCUAUCAUGACAGAGAAAACAGACCUCGGAACGGGGGCAUCUGCGUGGCCAACCACACCUCCCCCAUUGACGUGAUCAUUCUGGCCAGCGACGGCUACUAUGCCAUGGUGGGCCAAAUUCACGGAGGCCUGAUGGGUGUGAUCCAGAGAGCCAUGGUGAAGGCCUGCCCGCACGUAUGGUUUGAGCGCUCCGAGGCGAAAGAUCGCAAUCUGGUGGCUAAAAGGCUGACUGAGCAUGUGCAAGAUAAAAGCAAACUUCCAAUCCUUAUUUUCCCUGAGGGAACCUGCAUCAACAACACAUCAGUGAUGAUGUUCAAAAAGGGAAGUUUUGAAAUUGGAGCCACCGUGUACCCUGUGGCCAUCAAGUACGACCCUCAGUUUGGAGAUGCUUUCUGGAACAGCAGCAAGUAUGGAAUGGUGACCUAUCUCUUGAGAAUGAUGACCAGCUGGGCCAUCGUCUGCAGCGUCUGGUACCUGCCCCCCAUGACUAGAGAGGCAGAUGAAGAUGCCGUCCAGUUUGCCAACAGGGUGAAGUCAGCCAUUGCGAGGCAGGGAGGACUUGUGGACCUGCUGUGGGAUGGUGGUCUGAAGAGGGAGAAAGUGAAGGACACGUUCAAGGAGGAGCAGCAGAAGCUGUACAGCAAGAUGAUCGUGGGGAACCACGAGGACCGGAGCCGUUCCUGAGUCCUCGCCUUGGGUUGCCAGCUGGAGCUGGCUUGGAGCCGCUGCCGCCCCGAAGUCCUCCACCCGGGCCGGCCAAAAUGGCUGCCGCCACUGCUGCUACCGCCGCCGCACCCCCACAGACUCUGGAGUCAGCCCGAGCCGCUCUCCAGUCCUUGGACUCCAGCAUCUCCAAACCCGCCUCUGGGUAUCUGGGGACUGUGGCGUCGUCGAUCGCUGGCUGCCUGGAGUGAGUGCUGCUGGGUUUUUCUCCCAAGGAAGAAAUGCCUUCUUAUUUCUGUUACAACGAAGUCCUCUGAAGGAAUGACAUUAAAAAGAACUCUACAGUUG
Messenger RNA from Ornithorhynchus anatinus (platypus), 2628 nucleotides. RefSeq names its product glycerol-3-phosphate acyltransferase 4 (gene GPAT4). NCBI's taxonomy places the organism in Eukaryota, Metazoa, Chordata, Mammalia, Monotremata, Ornithorhynchidae. The coding region runs from base 934 to 2301 and encodes 455 amino acids. Gene Ontology annotation, molecular function: glycerol-3-phosphate O-acyltransferase activity. Gene Ontology annotation, cellular component: endoplasmic reticulum. The record is from RefSeq and is a predicted model, not a curated record. Gene Ontology annotation, biological process: triglyceride biosynthetic process. The transcript is spliced from 14 exons.